This is a messenger RNA of Morone saxatilis (striped sea-bass), 7192 nucleotides long. It is a transcript of the gene lurap1, whose product is annotated as leucine rich adaptor protein 1. Gene Ontology annotation, biological process: positive regulation of cytokine production; positive regulation of canonical NF-kappaB signal transduction. The record is from RefSeq and is a predicted model, not a curated record. The transcript is spliced from 2 exons. Lineage: Eukaryota; Metazoa; Chordata; Actinopteri; Moronidae. The coding region runs from base 449 to 1555 and encodes 368 amino acids.
CACUCUGCGGCUGCUGGUCGCUGUCAUCAUGCAGGUGGAAUCUGCGCAAUGUGGCUCAGUUUAGGGAUCUCCAUCAGGACACAUCAGCCUCCACCGGCCCACAGACACACCGGACACCGGAGAUCACACUGGGAAGGAAGCAAUCACCGACCCACGGAAAAUAAACUAAUAAAUUAGAAUUUUUUUUGUCUUGGCUUCACCAAUUUGACACCAGAUGAAAAUACAAAAUUCCUCUAAGCAUGCUGCUGGAAUAACCACACGCUGUCCUGUUGAUGCUGUCAGAUUGUUUUGCUCUCCUGGUGCAGUCUAACUCAGCUGGAGUCGUAUGAUGCCACACAAUCCUAUAGGAAGUGACUCCUUCAUCUUGACAGACAAACAGUUCCCAAGAAACGAAAAGGACGCAAUCUUUGUCCUGCGGUUCUUUUCGGCUUGAACGAACACGGACACGAUGGAUGAAGGCACUGCCAGCGAGACCAUCCCAGAUCUGAAAGACAUAGAGGUGAAAAUCGGCCGGAAGACCCCCGAGGGUUUGCUCAGGUGGAUGCGGGAAGAUGCGUCCUCUCUCCGGGGAGACGCCAAGCUGAGCACCGCGAACGACACCAGUAAGGAGACGGGGAGGAAGAGUUUGGAUGAAAAGAUCAGGAAACUGAAGAUGGAGAUGGCUCACUUGCGCUCAGUGGAUGUGAAGAUCUUGCAGCAGUUGCUGGCCGUCCAUGAAGGCAUCGAGGCAGUAAAGUGGUUGCUGGAAGAGCGCAGCACACUGACAAGCCGCUGCAGCAGCCUAACCAGCAGCCAGUACAGCCUGGGUGAGGGUCCUGACACCUCCUGGAGAGGCUCCUGGAGCAGCCUGCAGGACCCCAAUGACAAGCUAGACAACAUCUCAAUCGGCAGCUACCUGGACACCCUAGCGGAUGACAUGGACGAGUACUGCCCCUCCAGCUCGGAGUCAGUCAUCUGCUCCACCACACCGCUGGUCUCAGAGGCUACAGCUGGGGGCCGGACAGGGGGAGGCACUGGGGCUACGGUCACGGCAGCUGGAACAGGAGCUGGGGUAGGGGUGAGGUCUGGUACUGGGGCUGGAAGUGGUAUUCGGUCUGGGGCAAAUGAAAAUGGAACUGGGGUUGGAAAUGGGAUGGAGGUGAAAGGUGGACCAGGGACUGGGGUCACCAGUGCUAUCACUGGGACUGGGAGUGCUGGGACUGGAACUGGGAAACCAGCUGUCAGCUCUCAAGCCAAGUCUGAUGGCCCCAAGCAAGAUGCACCGGUCUGGACCACAGCUGCAGAGACGGGUAAAGGAAGCCCUGUUUCUAAGGGCAACACCCAGACACAAGCUGUUAAGGUUAAUGGCGUCCUGGAGAAACCAACCAUGCAAACAGGCAGUCCGACUCGCCCCAGCCUCAACGAGAAACUAGGAACCACCCAGAGCCCCAAACUUAAACCGUACAAAAAUGGAAAGAUCGACUUGGAUACUUGCAAAAUGAAUAGCAAAAUGCAUCUGGAGUACGACACGCACUGGCGGUGGGUGCAGUCGCAAGAAGAUGUGACGUUUUUGUAAGAAGGAUAAUAACAUAGGGGACUAAAGCCACUAUUGAACACUCCCUCUGUAACAUCAAAGACCAGAUCACUGAAGGACAGAAGAAGAGCGAACUGCUGUAGUGAAAUGCACAUAGUGAAGCUUUCCUUCGACACUGGGUUUGAAAGACAAACAAUAACUGUUUUUGUCCUGUUGUUCCCCCCUGUGACUGCACUAACUUUCUAUAAAACAUUGAUGUCAGUAUUAAGGUGGAUGCACAUUACAGGAUUUUGACCACAUUUAGCCAAACUGGGCUGCCUCAAACAAACUUAGGAAAGUCAUUUUUAAAAUCCUGUGUCAUAGUUUUUCUCAGGGUCUUUCUUGGCAUUCCCUGAUUUUUCUCUUUUUUUCUGUUUUCUUUUCUAAAGCACAGUGAGACGAUCUGCCAGAGAGCUGAAACAUGAUUUCAGAUUGCUUGACAUCAUUCAUCAACCAAUGUAAUUUAGAGGAUUUUAAUUAAAGUUUGAUCUCAUCCAGAAAAAUAAACCAAAAUUCCUCUGCUUACACUGAAUCCAUAAUUAAAACCCAAGGUCAAAAUAAAGACCUCUUAAAGAAUAUCUGCUCUGGGAUAUCCUUAAUUACUUCAUUUGUCCUAUGCUAGGCACUCUACAAUCAUUGACCUUUAACUCCACUACUAACAGCACUGAUAGAGCCUAUUGUACUGCAUUUAGUAGAAGACCAAAGUUUUCCCCUAUCAACCUACAAAUUAAAUUUAUUGUAUAACCCUGUUGACUUAGACAAUAUAACUGAACGCUUAAUGGUUGGAGACAGUAUUAAACAUAAGUAUCAAACACCUUUUGAUAAAAUCUGUAAGUGUGUUUCUCCCCGAACUCGUAGCUUACCUGAACAAAAAGUAGAGGAUAUGAAAAUAGAACACUGAGGUUAGUCAAAGUUUCCCUUAUUGAGAAAUAAUGUACCCACUGUUAGCAUUUGUGUCUUUGUGGAGCUAAUACCCAACCAUCUGCAAUAUUGUAUAUUCACUGAAUCGCAAUACAGCUACUCUGUGCAUCAGGUACUAGUCGUGACUGAUUGUAGGCAAAUACUGAAUAUGGCUAAAAUGUUCUCCCUUUUUUUUACCAAUGUGGUAACGUGUUAGUUUUUAUAAGCAGAUGUUGUGCCUGAUUGGUGUAAACCUUAACUACAUAUGCCUGUACUUUCCCUCCUGAUACGACUGCACUGUUGUUAUGAUAAUCUGAGUUUUUUGACUGAUUUUAUUGGUAUUAUUGUUGUCUCUUCGCCUGGCCUCUGCUUGCGUGUACAAAUGGCUAGACCAACAAUCUGUGUGCUCUCACCAUGUGAGUGUUGACUGGUAAAUGUGUUAUGUUGGCUGGGUGGAUCAUUGUGCAUGCCCUGUGCUGCAAGCUUUAUUGGUUAAAUCGUGAGAAAUGCGUGGAAGACCUAACACAAUCAGAGAAGAAAAGCAAUAUCUCUUGAAGCCUUUCUACUGGCUUACAUAAGCAGCCUCUUUCAGCAAAUGAAAUCUAAUAUUAUUGUCUGUUCUUCAGGAGUUUCCAAGACUACUGACAGGGAGAGGAUGUGUGUGUAUGUUUGUGUGUGUGAGAGAGAGAGAGAGAGAGACAGAUGCCGACUGGCUGCCUGAGCACAGCUGGCCUGUCAAGGUUUGGAUAAGAAUAGAUGAGUCCCAAAGGUUUUUAAGAGUUUUCAGCUCAUUCAUCACAGCGGUACUCCAUCUCCUACCAGUCUGCAGUUAGUCAUGUUGAUGCUGCAGGGAUAGUGCAACACAUUUUACAUAAUCAGUACAAAAGUAUUUAUCCUACAGUAUACUUUGUGACAAAAAGAAAGCUUCUCGUAAAAUGUUCGUCUUACCCUCUGUCCUCCCUUAUAUGACCUUCUGAAAAAGCCGACAUUUGACUCAGUGUUAAGUAACACUGUGCCCUUCGGUACCCCUGUCAAAUCACUGCAGGGCUCAAAUUCUAAAAAUGUCCUUUUAAAGAUGGGUAUGUUUGAAACUUUUCAAAACUAGUGCUGAUAUAACGCCUCCUAAAAGUGCGGGUUCUAGUUUUUCAUACAUUUCAUGCACUGUAAGGGCACAGUCACAUGCUCGCAAAUUCACCUCUUUACUUCACUUGGAGUUUAGUGAACCAAUAUCAACCAAUAUCUAAGAAGGACCGUAUGUGCUUGCCUCGGCCAUAACAAAGAUACAUUUUUCCAAGUGUAUUCGAACCACCAAACUGACAGUUUGCUAAGCCCCAACCUCAUUGAUGCUACACCUGUCAAGCUUUUUGUUUUUGCAUGGCACAUAUGCAGUUAAUAACGGUAACAUAGCAGAUUUACAACUUUUUUAAACAAUGGGUCCUUGUUUUCAGAAAGAGGUAGACAGAACCUUCUCAUUUCAAGCCAGAAACCGCUGACUUUGCCAUCUAAAAUGACAGUAUAAACCAUACUGUAGCUAGCGAUAAUCGAUGGCCUUGAGGAUUAAUCAAUGGUUUGGCAAACGUAAUCUGCUAUCAGGUCACAUUGGCUAGAGUUGCUAGAGUGUAAACUUCUCCAAAUCCCAUAAAGUGCUAAUGAUUGAGUUUGGAAUGGUUUAAACACACUGUUUUCCACCUUUACACAUAUUACUCUGACUACAGCCCUGUUUACACCGCUUAAACACAUGGAGAAAUCCUUAGCUUGACAGGCUUGUCGUUCAGGAGAUGGUUUCAGCAAACUGUCAAUCAAUGGACGGUGGCUCUUUCACUCUAUGUAAAGAGUUACUGUUAACUGCUUGCUUUAAUAUAUAAUGCAAAUAGUUGUUAUGCCAUUAACUUGAAGUCAGCCAGUCCAGUCAAUCAAUUCACUUUCUGCUAGGUCUCCCUGUAAAGAAAAUCCUUUAUAGGCAGCACUGAGAUGUUAAACUCAGCAUCUCCAUUUGUUUGAGCCACUGAAGUGUUUCCUCUCUCCUACUCCUGCCUUUCUUUUCAUCCUACUUUCCACCACCACACUGGUUCGAUGGAAAUAUUCAGUCUGUGCCAACACACACAUCAUGCACACACAAUGCCCUCUCGCCUGAGACAGCACCAUAAAGCCAGCACCACAGAAACAGCGACUGUAGGCCAGUCCUGGAGACAGGAAAGGAAAACUGUGCUCAGACUGGACCUUGAACUCUUGGACGAGUUGGAACAUAAAAAAUCUGUCCCCCUGUUUUUCUUUCCCUCUAAAUCUCUUUUAAUACAAAAAAAGAGCAUCUAUCCAUCACUGGAUACGUAUUUCAACCAUGGUAUAUUAUCCAGCCACAGUAUAGACAUGAAGUCAUUUAAAACCUCCUUCCUUUUUUAACAUAUGUGUUGGCUGUAAAGCAAUACAGUAUGCCAAAGAGACAGCCUGCUCUACUAGUUUGUGGUUUUCUUUCCAAAUUACCGAGCCAUAUGGGGGGAAAAAAUACAUUUUAGUGCAGGGAACAAACCUGUAAAACACAUUACAUCAAGCUAUAGUGUGUCUCUCUGAAUCUAUACUGUAGCCCAAGAUGUUGUAAUGUGUUUUCACUGAGAACAUCCAGUUUAAAAUUGGAAUAUGAACAUUGUUUUAAACCGCUCACUGGCAGAGAUUUAAUGGGUGUAGGUGCCAGGAGAAAUGGCUUGUGGCCUCAUUGUUUUUGAAAGAGGGAUAAUAACUGCUGUGUGCAUGGAUAAGAAUGGAAGUGUGACUAACUGGCAAGCUUGUGGAAAAUACCUUUCAGUCAAAGCUGAAAGCUUCUCUUCACUUUCCAGAAUUUUCAGAGGGUAUGGAUUCAAAAACAACCUGGCAGACUUGCUCCCUAAAAUCCUCUUGUUCUAUCCUUUUAUGAUGUCCAGGAUUUAUCAGAUGUCCAGUGCGUGAUGUGUUUGCCAUGGCUUCAGGUGCCAGGCACCCUCCAGCUAUUCUGGGCACUAGACAAACAGCAUGAUUACAUAGAUGAGUGGAUAUCCACACAGUUGCCAUGACAAUGAGGCCAAGGAGGCUUCAGCUCUAGUGGCUACAUAAAACAAUGUUGACUGCAGUGCCAGUUGCAAUAUAGCAGUACUGUUUGAAUGAUGGCAGGUGAGAUGAAGGAGAUGAUAAGAUGACUUAUGAUGAGUCAGAAUACCAAGCAUUACAAUGAUGUUUAACACCUUUAUAGGUAAUUUGUGAUGAAUCCUGUUUACAUUUUCUUCCUAAUAAGGUUGAUUAAAUUUCAUAUGUACUGAUGGUUUAUAGAUCAAGAAUAAUAAAGAAGCAGACAACUUAUUAACAUUUUUAACUGCAGACUUGAUUAUUAAAUCCCUUUUAUUUUAUUUUUUUAAUAUUAUUUUUCAGCUUGUUGGUCUUUAUUUGGUGGUACAGCGUAGGCAGUGAGCUACCGGGGUGCGCUUAAACCCUUUUUAUUAAAGACUUAUUAACAUUUACAACUGUAGACUUGAUGGUUUUUUUAGAGCAUCACCAAAUACAAUGGAUAAACACCAACCAAUGCAAGCACUUGUAAAUGAAUGACUUAUUAAUCAUUAUAAGGCCACUACUUACAAUUUAUACAUAAUUCAUUAAGGGUGACUGAGGAAAAGAUUUCUUCCAAAAUCUAUUUAAUUUCAGUGAUGCUUUCCUGGUUAAAUAAAUAACUCACAUGAAUAAAUAUAUAAGUCCAAAGUUAAAUAAGACAUGUGUAAAACAAAUGCUUACCUUUCUUGUCCAGGUGCUCUAGAAAGCUGUACUCCAGAUGUCUGCUUCUCAAUGACUUGCAACACUGCUUUUAAGCUUUUCUGUGUUUUUACAUUAGGAAUUUGGUCUUUUCUGUUCCUUCCUAAUGUAAUAAAAUAUCAAAUUAAAGGGACUGAUUAGCAACAUUAAAAUGGUGAGAGGCAGAAAUCAUCAGAAGCUACCCAAGGUAUCGAUUUUGUGUCCUUCUUUUCUCAUUCCCCACUACUCUGUUCGCAUUAGUACACAGCUCAGGCACUCUCUCUCUUUGAGCUACCUGAAAUGCUGUCAGGAGGUAUUUGCCUGUAAGUUUUGGACAUUUUUGAGAAGCUAAAAAGACUGGUUGUGUCUCCCUAGAGGCAGAAUAGAGUGAUAAACCACGAGCUGAGAAGUGUAACACACAGCAUGCAGUUAAGAGGAAGCUUCCACUCCUCCGGUGUCCUGCUGUUUUCUUCCUUCUUCUUUUACAUACACAAAUACACACACACACAAGCACAAUUUAUCCCGGGACUGACGUGGGUCUCUAGGUACCUGACAGCUCCUCAGAGAGAACCAUUAAGCAUUUCCUUUCCUUGACUCUUAUUUAUACUUUAUCCCUGUGUGUGUGUUUUGUUCACAUCCCCACACAACUGCUUAAAGAAAUGAAAGUGAAUUGAAAUAAACCCCGCUGAGGGCACACUGGGCUCUGAAACGGGCCCAAAACUUAACUUGGGCAACACAAAGCUUAGAGGAUUGAAAGAUAAAAGCCACAAAGACCGACUGCAGUUCACUGGAUCAGUCGAAUCAAUAUCUUGCUUGAGUGAGUGAAAUUGUUUUUAUUUCCAUGGUACGAUGCAUUUUUAUUAUUUUGUUAUGCAAUGUGUCCAGAGAAAAAUGUUAUUUUUUUCUUUGUAAAGUGGAAAUGUUCAAAAAUAACUAAUUAUGUUCAUUAAUGUAGAAAACUAUAUUAUGCAGUAUGUAAAUUAUAUGAGC